Molecule: messenger RNA, 594 nt
Organism: Apiotrichum porosum
Lineage: Eukaryota; Fungi; Basidiomycota; Tremellomycetes; Trichosporonales; Trichosporonaceae
Exons: 6
Coding region: 1-594 (197 amino acids)
Source: RefSeq, a predicted model, not a curated record
AUGCCCCCACUCGACGGCAUACAACAGCAAAUCUACUACGAGCGCGGGGGGCGCAAGGUCCGCUACCUCCUCCUCUCGACUGUCAAGUCCGGACAGUGGGAGGUGGCUCUUUGGGCUAAUGUGGAGGGCAAGCUGCAAGUCUGGGCCGGUGACGGAGACGCCACUCGUUCUUCUGAGAUCAUCGACUCGAUCAAGGGAGGCAUGAUUCAUGUCGAGGAGCGCGGUAACAAUGGACUCAAGCUCGUGAUACACGCGCCCAAGACACCAGUCACCGUCUACCUCGACUCGGAGGACACUGUAGCCUACCUGCCUAAACUCCUCGACGGUGCCUUUGAAGCCGAGAUCACCUCCCUCACUGCCAAGCUGGUCAACCUGCGUGCGACCCUUGCCCGCCAGCCGGGAGGACCCAGUGGCAGCCAGGGCGGGCGUACUAAUCCGACUACACCCCCGAAGAAGAUGGCUGCGCCGCCUGCCAACGCAAGCAGACUACAGCCCAACCAGAAGAGAGACGACACGGUUUUGAGCUGGGUUGGCGUUCGCACCGCCCAGGCAACCAUCCGUCAAGGCAAAAACAACUGGGAACCUGUGUUAUAG